Messenger RNA from Lathyrus oleraceus (garden pea), 1131 nucleotides. RefSeq names its product cystinosin homolog. The transcript is spliced from 8 exons. Gene Ontology annotation, cellular component: vacuolar membrane. Gene Ontology annotation, molecular function: L-cystine transmembrane transporter activity. The record is from RefSeq and is a predicted model, not a curated record. Gene Ontology annotation, biological process: L-cystine transport. The coding region runs from base 45 to 896 and encodes 283 amino acids. Lineage: Eukaryota; Viridiplantae; Streptophyta; Magnoliopsida; Fabales; Fabaceae.
UAUAUAUAUGCUUGUUGAAUGGGGAGGAUACCUCAUUUGAUAAGAUGGAAACUUCAUGGAACUCUGAUAUUCUUAAAGUAGAAUAUAGUGUGUUUGGAUGGAUUGCUUUUGUGGCUUGGUCUACUAGUUUCUACCCUCAACUUUUCAUGAACUUCUCAAGAAAAAGUGUGGUUGGUUUGAACUUCAAUUAUCUGCUACUGAACAACUCCAAACAAACCUUAUACCUUAUCUACAACGCCUCUUUGUACUUCAGUUCUACGGUUCAGUUUCAAUACCACAAAAAGUAUGGCUUUGAUCAGAUGAUACCAGUAGCUGUAAAUGACGUUGCAUUCUCAGUUCACGCUGUUCUAAUAACCUUAGUGUUGUUGUUCCAAGUUGUUAUAUACGAGCGAGGAAGUCAAUCAAUAUCAAAAAUCACAAUCGGAAUUAUUACUGUGGUGUGGGUAACUGUUGGAGUUUGUUUCUUCAUAGCAUUCCCUUCCAAUUCAUGGCUUUGGCUAGUUUCUAUCUUCAACACAAUGCAAGUACUCCUGACAUCUAUCAAAUAUAUUCCACAGGCAGUUAUGAACUUCAAGUUAAAGAGCACAGAUGGAUUUUGCAUCGGAAAUGUGUUGAUAGAUUUUAUUGGAGGAAUAUCAAACUUUGCUCAGAUGGUUACACAAUCAGUUGAUCAAAAUUCUUGGGUGAAUUUCUCUGGAAACCUUGGCAAAGUAUUGUUAUCCCUGGUGUCCCUUUCCUUUGAUAUUAUAUUCAUGUGUCAACGUUAUGUGCUUUAUCCAUCAAAUAAAACACCAUCAAUUCCUAUGUCUAAACUCAAUGACAAAGUUAAAGAGCCCCUCAUAAAGUCUCUUAAUCAGCCAUUAGCAACAAAUCUGCAUGCAGCUGAAAAUGUUUGAAUUUGAAAUUAAGUUUGGUCACACUACAUAGAAUUAGUCACCUGUAUGGUUUUAGCAUGUACAGGUAAAGUUCCUCUAUUGCAUUUCAAGUCUUACUUUAAUGGUAAGAGCUUAUGCUUGUAACUUUAUGAUACUAAAUUCAAAUCUUUUUAAAAAUUAUUGUAAAAUAAUCAUUAAUGCACUUUGAUUGUAAUAACUAUUUUGUAAAGAAAUGUAAAGAAAAAAUUGAAAAUAA